GAGUGGUGGUUUGUGAAUGAUGGUGUCCUGUGUAAGCAUGAGGAAGAAUGGGCGAAGGGAGGGUAAGUCUAAUUUGAUCCCAGAGAGUUCGGUGAAAUCGUUAAUGGAAAUAGAACCUCCUCCGAAUUUGUUACCCUCCAAAAACGAGUUCCCCAGACUCCUCUUCGUGCUUGCACUGGCAUCGCUUGUUGCUUGGUCCUGCAACCUUCUUUUCACCUCUCUCGUUAAACCUCCAUCCAAACCCUUCUGCGACACCAACCUCCACUCUCCCGAUUACUUUCCCGAUGUUUGUGAACCUUGUCCAAGUAAUGGAGAAUGCAAUGAUGGCAAGUUGGAAUGUCUUCAGGGUUACCAAAGGCACGGGAACUUGUGUGUAGAAGAUGGGGACAUUAAUGAGUCAGCUCGAAAGAUUGUGGAGAGAGUGGAACAUCACCUCUGUGAAGAAUAUGCUCAAUUUUUGUGCAGUGGAAGUGGAACAAUUUGGGUUCAUGAGGAUGAUUUGUGGAAUUAUUUUGAGCCAAUAGGAAAUGUCAAAGUUGAUAAUGAACUUUAUAAUUAUACAAAACAAAGGGCAGUUGACACAAUGGUUAAAUUGUUAGAGACAAGGAUGAAGGAGUUUAAGUGUCCAGAUUUGUUGGCAGAGCAUUACAAGCCAUAUGCCUGCCGCAUUCGUCAGUGGAUCUCAAAGAAUAUUCUAGUUGUUCUGCCCAUUUGUGCCAUGCUUGUUGGAUGCACAACUUUGUUCUGGAAUGUCCGUCGGAAACUACACAUGUCAAGACGAGUUGAGGAGCUUUACAGCAAGGUCUGUGAAAUACUUGAAGAGAAUGCAUUGACAUCGAAAAGUGAAAAUGGGGAAUGUGAACCCUGGGUUAUUGCUUCUAGGUUACGGGAUCACUUGCUUUUGCCAAGAGAGCGGAAGGACCCUUUAUUAUGGACAAAGGUAGAAGAAUUGGUUCAAGAAGAUUCUCGAGUAGAUCGCUAUCCAAAGUUGGUGAAGGGUGAAUCAAAAGUGGUAUGGGAAUGGCAAGUUGAAGGCUCUCUGAGCGCCUCAAAGGUGAAGAAAAGAAGAGAUGCCAGCAAAACGAGGGUCAAUGAAAGCACGGACCUGAAUCAUCAACAACACCCUGCAAUGAAAGCAGAGCCAACGGAACCACUACAUUUUUUAUAUGGAGACUCCUCCAAACAGUGACUACGUUCCCAUGUAAAUUAAGGUGGCCCAAACUCGUCUCAGCUGAAGGCAAGCUUACCUUGUUUUUACAAAGAAGACUGGGUAAGCUAUCGUGUUUAUGUUUACAGCAGCAAGGGGCAGUACGUGCGGCAUUGGUGUAAGGUGUGACCAGCAUUUGAUCAAACUUUUGUUCACCCAAAAAAUGUAGGUCCAUGGGGCCUGCAUGCAUGUAAGCUUAUCAUGAAAUAUGCUUAUUGCUUAGAAAGGAAAAUCACGUCUUUGAAGCUCUUACCUCCGUGGGACUUGAUUGACGGCUAACAAUAUACUUGUAUACUUAUGAGGUUCUAACUACAUUUAAAAUUAAACAUUUUGUUGUCAAAACCAAUCCAAUAUAUUAAAGCAUUCAAAGAAAACGAUAUGAAAGUACAGGAGUUAAGGCAUGUGGAUGGCGACUACGAAUGUAAAUGAAUUCGGGCCUGUGAUAUUUGUCGAGUUGGGAUAUUGUAAUCUGUCUACUAUUCUGCCUGUUACUUUUUAUGUGUAAUUGUAGUUGCAAUCACUUUUAGUCCCGUUAAUUGGC
This is a messenger RNA of Abrus precatorius (Indian licorice), 1748 nucleotides long. RefSeq lists its product as uncharacterized. The coding region runs from base 17 to 1189 and encodes 390 amino acids. The transcript is spliced from 10 exons. Gene Ontology annotation, cellular component: nuclear inner membrane. The record is from RefSeq and is a predicted model, not a curated record. NCBI's taxonomy places the organism in Eukaryota, Viridiplantae, Streptophyta, Magnoliopsida, Fabales, Fabaceae. Gene Ontology annotation, molecular function: chromatin binding.